Molecule: messenger RNA, 2739 nt
Organism: Drosophila serrata
Lineage: Eukaryota; Metazoa; Arthropoda; Insecta; Diptera; Drosophilidae
Gene: comr
Product: cookie monster
Source: RefSeq, a predicted model, not a curated record
AGGAUAAUGUCCUCACCCGACCAAUGUGACGAUGACUUCUGGUUCACCAUGGACUCACCGUCAGCAGCGCCUAUGGAGGGCACUGAGGUCGCCUACGAGAACUUUCUGGAAAAACCAGAUGAAAAUGUUAGCUCGGCAUCCUUGUCAGCGGAAGGCAAUGCCAUGGGUUUUGAUGAUUUCAUUGACACGACGGAGCUGCCGCCGGUUCUGAAUACCCUCGAGGAGGACAGCACCCCCACUCCGGAAACGCAGGACCAAAUACAACAGGAGAAGAAGACUGUUCUGAAGCCCAAAGGCGUGCCGCUGAAGGAAUAUCCCUUUAUUUUGAAGCUCUACCUGGCCGCCAGCAGUGAUGCCAUCCCCAUGAUCAACUGGUCACCAAAUGGCCUCCAGCUGGUGAUUGACUAUCAGACUCUGCAGCACCACCUGACCGCCGGCAGUCAGAUCUUCCGCUCCCGUAGUGUUUUGCAAUUUACGGAAACGUUGAUGGCCGAGGGUUUUGUGAGGAUCCAUGAGGAGGAGAUGCACCCAUCCGGUUCAGAAGCACCCACCUUAAAACCCAUGUUGCUUUGCUACCGGCAACACCAGUUCGUCAGGGGUGACCUGGACAGCCUGCACAAGUUGAUGAAGGAAAACCUGCUCAUUAAGGAGGAUAGCCCGAUGGGUGCUCCGCAUGGCAAGAAAGAUGACGAAGCUGAUGACGAGGAGGCAGAGUUCCCUGUGCCGCUCCACUUGCCCUCGAAGAUGCACCUUAAGCGAAUGCAGCAUCGCGGCGACAAGUGCUGCUCCACCGUCUCCAUUCGCUCGCCCAUUCAGGAGGCCCGCUGCCGUUUCCGCACACUGCUGGAUCACCUGGCCGCCACCAAGGUCGUCCAGGCAAGCGCCAAAAUGUGGGAGAAAGCUUCAAUGAGGAAAGGCCGUCCCUGGGACUUUCCCACCUUUACCAGCUCCUCGAUCAAGUUUGUGAGACCCCAAGACUCUGUGAUCACCCUGGAUGCGAACAAGCCGCUGCCAGAAUACGCUGGCUACUAUGGCCGGGUGUCUCCCACCAAGGUCACCAAGUUCUUUUCCGAAUAUCUGCCGCGUUAUGGCAACAAGACCACUGGCUACAAGGACAUUGUCCUGGAGACUAGCACAAAGCCCAGCAAUUUCCAGCAGAAUCUACCCAUUGGUCUGGAUUAUUCGGAUAGCGAUGACAAUGAGCCUAACGAUAACCAGCCAGCCGUCUCCCCUCCUGGCCAGGACUGCGACUUGGACUUUAUGCCCUCCACAUCAGCAGCAGCAGCGGCAGCGGCAGCUAAGAAGUCUUUUGGACACAAAAAGAACGCAGAGCCAGUGGACGAUCAGGACCUGGAGGAGGCCAUGCAGGAGCUGUGUGGCGGAUCGGCAGCUCUUAAGGAGAAUGGCUCGUCGGGCAACCGUGGAAAGACCAAGGCCCAACCGCAGCCGAAAUCUCCGAAUGCCACAUCCCGUAAGCGACGCCCUAUAAGCUAUGAGUCCAGCUCCAGCGAGGAAGAGACUGUAGCCAGUCGGAAGGCAAAAAGAGCCAAGAAGGUAACUGUCAAGGGCACCUGGAAUAGGUUGGAAAAUACCCAAGAGGAAGCCAUUGAAGAUGAUCAAGAAGUUGUUCCUAAAGGACGAGGCCCGAAAAGCAAGGUCGCAAUUCCGAAAGCCACGACCCGAAAACGAUUUGCCAGCUCAAAUAAAGACGAGGCGACUCCCCCAAGGAAGAGACCACGGAAAGGUGACCAGGACAACAGGAAGCUAAAAAAUACACAAUUGGAAGGUCUAGAAGAGUUUCUUGUGAAGAAGAAAGGCGGGAAAGCUGAUCAGGAAAACGAGGGCGAUGAUGACGAAGAUAAUGAGAACGAAUCUGACUAUGAAAACGAGGAAGAGGAUGCCGAAGAAAAUCAGAACGACUAUAAUGAAGAAAACGAGGCAGAGUAUUUAAAUGAAAACGAGGAUGUCCUACAGGACGACUUAGAGAAUCCCCAAGAAGACGAGUACCUAGAAGAAGAUAUCGUCGAAGGAGGCGAGUAUCUAGAAAAUGAUAUCGGCGAAGAAGGCGAAUACCUUGAAGAACAUCUCGCCGAAGAAGAUGAGCAGUCAGAACACCAGUUUUCCGAAACAUUCGAGCGACCACAAGAGCUCAGUGAAGAAGAUGACCCAGAAGAACAGCACUUAGAAGGAGAAGGGCAUUCAGAAGGCGAAGUUCAUCCAGAAGAAGAAGGUCAUCCAGAAGGAGAAGGGCAUCUAGAGGAAGAAGUGCACCCAGAGGAAUACCACCGAGAAUACUACUCAGAAGAAGACGAGCGCCCCGAAGAGAAUAUGAAUGCAGACGAGAACCAGGAAGACGAAGUUUACGAGGACAUUGAAGAAGAUUUGGAGGCCGAAGACGGCGAGGACGCCGAAGACGACCAGAACGCCGAAGAAAACGAGGAGGUUGAAGAAAACGAGGAGGCUGAAGAAGAUUCAGACACCGAAGAAAACGAGGAGGCUAAAGAAAAUUCGGCUGCCAAAGAAAAAAAGAACAAAAAAGAAAAUUCGGACUCCGAAGAAGACGAGGACGACGAUGACGAUACCGACGACAAUGACGACGAUGAUGACGAUGAUGAUUAUAGCGUUCAGUACCGCACAACUGCAGUGCAACCGGAAAAGCCAAGACGCUAUGAUCUCCGCAACUCCAUGAGGAAGCCAAAGUAAAAUCAAUCCUUUUACUAUAAAAAUCAAUACAACAUU